Messenger RNA from Phycomyces blakesleeanus NRRL 1555(-), 1665 nucleotides. RefSeq lists its product as hypothetical. NCBI's taxonomy places the organism in Eukaryota, Fungi, Mucoromycota, Mucoromycetes, Mucorales, Phycomycetaceae. The coding region runs from base 1 to 1665 and encodes 554 amino acids. The transcript is spliced from 16 exons. The record is from RefSeq and is a predicted model, not a curated record. Gene Ontology annotation, molecular function: amino acid transmembrane transporter activity. Gene Ontology annotation, biological process: amino acid transmembrane transport. Gene Ontology annotation, cellular component: membrane.
AUGUCCCAACUAAAAGAGACGGUGGAUGUGGGCGUACUAGAGAACAGCUAUGUACAGCCACAGAUCAACAAAAAGAUCCAGAUUGAUAUGGAAGAUGGUAGCAGAAUAUCGAGCACCUCAGAAAAUAUUGAAGAUAUCGAAAAGGGAUCCGAACCUCAAUUGAAGAGAGAACUCAAGUCACGCCAUCUGGCCAUGAUAUCCAUUGGUGGUGUAAUUGGACAAGGUCUUUUCCUUUCUUCAGGAGCAAAUCUGGCAAAAGCAGGUCCUGCAGGUCUAUUGAUUGCAUAUGCUAUUAUUGGAUUUAUCGUAUUCUGGAUCGCAUAUCAGCUGGGUGAAAUGGCCGCAUACAUACCAAUUUCUGGAUCGUUUACAGUAUAUUGCCGAAGAUUUGUUGAUAGAUCUUUUGGAUCGGUUAUUGGAUACAAUUAUUGGGCAUGUUGGUCUAUUAUUGUUGCAGCAGAACUGACAGCCAUCCCAUUGGUUAUGAGAUUCUGGACAGAUGUUGUUCCCGAUUGGGCCUGGUCGGCAAUUUUUUUGGUCUUGAUGUUUGCUCUCAAUCUUUAUGGUGCCCGUGGCUGGGGUGAAGCAGAAUACUGGUUCAGUGUGAUAAAAAUUCUUGCUGUUAUUGUGUUUGUAAUUGUCGGUUGCUUUACUUCUGGAGGAUUGAUUGGUGGUACUACUUAUGGCUUCAAGUACUGGAAAGAUCCCGGAGCCUUUUCGAAUGGUAUUCUCGGUGUCAUUAAUGCUCUUGUCCUGGCUGCCCUCAGUAUGACCGGAACUGAUAUUGUUGGUGUGUCUGCCGGAGAAUCUGCCAACCCCAGAAAGGCUAUUCCAGUGGCUGUCAAGAAUGUAUUCUAUCGUAUCAUGUUUAUCUAUGUAUUCUCAGUAUUUGUCAUGGGUAUGAUUAUUCCUUGGAACGAUCCUCAGAAUAUGCGUACCGGUGGUCGCGAUGUCAGUGUUUCUCCAUUUACUAUGGUAUUCCAGAAAGCCGGUCUUUCUUGGGCUGCUCACAUCGUAAAUGCUGUCAUCCUUAUCACUCUUAUUUCUUGUGGCAACAGUGGAAUGUACGUCACCACUCGUACUCUGUGUGCCUUGGCAACUGAAGGUAUCGCUUGGAAGAGACUUGCAUAUGUGAAUAGCCGUGGUGUACCAAUCUAUGCCCUCAUUUGCACAAGCUCUGUUUCGCUAGUUUGCUUCCUCACCUCCUUUAUCCCUGGUGAAGCCCUCUUUCUUGUGCUCUGUGAUCUUGGAGGCAUCUGUGGUUUGCUUACAUGGUUUGGUAUUGCGGUAUCCCAUUAUCGAUUCAGAAAGGCCUACAUUGCUCAAGGACGCAACCUCAGUGACCUUCCCUUCGUUUCGCCUGGUCACCCGUACAUGAAUAUACUUGUUAUGAUCGCGUGCCCGGUCAUUGUCUUGAUUUCAGGAUGGUCAUACUUUGUACCUGCAAGUGCUACUGGUUUACUCGGAAGUUAUUUGGGUGUGAUAAUCUUUGUGUUUGCUUUCAUCUUCCUCAGAUUCUGGACAAAGUCAAAACUGGUCCCUCUUUUGGAGGUUGACCUUGACACUGGCGUAAGAUACUAUUCCCCUGAAGAUCUCCAACAGGAAAAAGACGAGAGUUCAAAGAAGCGCAGCUUUAUCCGAAAGUUGAUUGCCAUCCUUACUUAG